Molecule: messenger RNA, 1901 nt
Organism: Salvelinus sp. IW2-2015
Lineage: Eukaryota; Metazoa; Chordata; Actinopteri; Salmoniformes; Salmonidae
Product: calcium-binding and coiled-coil domain-containing protein 1
Biological process (GO): positive regulation of transcription by RNA polymerase II
Molecular function (GO): transcription coactivator activity
Source: RefSeq, a predicted model, not a curated record
GAUGCAUGUGUUUAUGUUACUGUUCUAGGUUAGUGGAACAGUUGAGCCAAAGAGACGCCGUUAUGCAUCUUUAGAAUCGUUGUUUUCUGACACCGUUUUCUGACACUUUGCCUCACUUUAAUCUAAUAGUGACGACUCAAUUGGAGAGCAAAAAGGCCAGAAUAAGGUGUUCGCCAGUCUACCUGUGUUACUGUGUUGCCAUGGAGAAGGCUUGGAGGGUGGAGUUUAGGAACGUGGGUAGUAGCUACUUCCCUCAGAGCCGCGUGGAGUGCCACUACAGUAUCAGCUCACAACAUACCUGGGCCAGCCAUGACUGGGUCGGACUCUUCAAGGUGGGAUGGUUGUCAGUGAAGGACUACCACACCUUUGUCUGGGCCCUGGCCCCGGCAGGCUACCAGGAGGGCACAGAUGUCAACUGCUGUGUCCAUUUCCAGGCCUCCUACCUGCCCAAGCCCAGUUCCCAACAGUACCAGUUUGUGUAUGUGGAUGGGAAGGGGGAGGUGUGCUCUGCCAGCCCCCAGUUUACCUUCAGUGCCCCCAAGCCUCUGGAAGACCUGGUCACCCUGGAGGAAGGAGCCCACGGAGAGGAGGGAGGGACUGACAUGCUGCUGGUUGUACCCAGGGCUGAGCUACUGCAGAGUCGCCUGCAAGAGUGUCUGCGUGAGCGGGCCGAAUUGAUCCAUGCGCGGGAGGGGGCAGAAAGGAUGAAGCAGAGAGAGAAGGAGAAGUACGGGAAGGCGAGAGAGGCUUGGGACAGAGGAAGUGAGCAGCUGGAGAGGAACAUCUCUGAGCUAAAGGAAGAGCUGCGAGAGAGCAGAGACAGGAUGGAAGAGAUGGAGAGGAGGCAGGAGCAGGUGGAGGCGUCAGGGGAGGCCUUGGCUCAGGAGAAGAGUUCCAUACUGGCCAAGAAAGCAGCCAGCAAACAGCGAAUCAGAGAGCUGGAGGAUGACAUUAAAGCGCUAACACUGAAAGCUGUGGAACGAGAGACUGAGCUGGAGAGGAUGAAGGAGAGGGACAAAAAGCAAGCAGUUCAAAUGAUGGAGGAUGAGAAAGAGAGGAAAGUUCUGCAGCUCAAGCUGGAGCAGACCGAGGGGGAACUGCGGAGCCUGUCUGCUGAGUUCCAGGGUCUGAGGAGCUCCCUGGCCCAGAGAGACACACACGCCCUGCAGCUACGGGAUACCAUCACCACCCUCACACACAGACUCAACAUGGCACAGAGGAAAGAGGCGGAGAGCGAGGCCUCCCUGGCUGAGAUGUGGGGCCUGCGAGAGCAUCAGGGGGCCAGGGAGCGUGGUGCUGAGGGCCUGAAGGAAGAGCUGUGUGCUCUGGUGGCUCAGAGGGACCAGGGCCAGACAGAGCUGCACCAGGCCAGGCUCCAGGCGGCACAGCUCACCCUGCAGCUAGCCGACGCCAGCCUGACUCUGAGGGAGGGCAGAGCACACUGGGCCCAGGAGAGACAGAGCCUGCAGCGCACCACUUCGAAGGACAGAGAGCGUCUGGAGAAGCUGAAUGGAGAGAUGCAGCGGAUUGAAGAGAAGCUUCAGGAGGAGAGGAUGGAGAGAGAGAAGGUGGAAGUGGAGCUGGGAAGAGAGAAGGACUGUAACCGGGUGCAGCUGAGUGAGACACGCAGGGAGCUCCAGGAGCUGAAGGCCAGUCUGAGGGUGGCCCAGAAGGAGAAGGAACAGCUGCUGCUGGAGAAACAGGCAGGACCACUUCUCUACACCUGUCCACCUCUUCAACCACCAUUUCCCCUCUCCCACUGUCCACUUACAUUCACAUUUCUGAAUCAACUGCUAUCCCCUAUCCACUACUCCAGACGCUCUCUGUCCUUUUGCCAUGGGGAGGGAGACACACACACACACACACACACACACACACACACAGAUAAUAGUCUCCCCUGA